Messenger RNA from Diabrotica balteata, 231 nucleotides. The record is from the annotation of a GenBank genome assembly. Lineage: Eukaryota; Metazoa; Arthropoda; Insecta; Coleoptera; Chrysomelidae.
AUGGAAAUAAAUCAAGAAACCAAUGAGAAAACCUGUAAAAUAGAAAUAGAUGACACGUCUGUUGGUCCUUCGGAUAUCCUCAAAAUUGAAAUUAAAGAACCCAAGACAGAAACUACAUAUGAGACAUUUGGAUGUUUAGAUAAUGAAUUCCCUGUAAACACUGAAGUAGAACAAGAUGAAUAUAAAUUUACAUUAUUUGAAAAAACGCAAACAACAAAUAAAAGUAAGUAA